CUUUGUUAUUAGUGAACAAAAUGGCGUCUUAUUGUUUGACUGUCACUAGGCUGCGGCUGGCUCUUGGAACUGGGGCGAGGCGGUUUCAUGUCUCCGCAGCCUUCAGCGCAAAAGCCAAGGUGGCUAUGAGCCGCUUUGAACCCGGUUCCAGCAUUAACUAUGGGAAGAUGCAUGAGAACAUCAACAUUGUACGCAGGAGGCUCAACAGGCCUCUCACUCUGUCGGAGAAGAUUGUGUAUGGUCACCUGGAUGAUCCAGCAGGGCAGGAGAUCGACCGUGGCCGUACAUAUCUGCGCCUUCAUCCAGACCGUGUGGCUAUGCAGGAUGCUACAGCUCAGAUGGCAAUGCUUCAGUUCAUCAGCAGCGGUCUGCCCAAGGUGGCUGUUCCCUCCACCAUCCACUGCGAUCACCUGAUUGAGGCUCAAAUCGGAGGGGCUCAGGACCUGCAGAGGGCUAAGGAGGUGAACCAGGAGGUGUACAACUUCCUCGCAACUGCUGCAGCCAAAUAUGGAGUUGGCUUCUGGAAACCAGGCUCAGGGAUCAUCCAUCAGAUCAUCCUGGAGAACUACGCCUAUCCUGGAGUGAUGUUGAUUGGUACAGACUCUCACACUCCCAACGGCGGUGGCCUGGGUGCCAUCUGUAUUGGAGUGGGUGGAGCUGAUGCCGUGGAUGUGAUGGCUGGAAUCCCUUGGGAGCUCAAGUGUCCCAAAGUGAUUGGAGUGAGGCUGACAGGCACCCUGUCUGGCUGGACCUCUCCGAAGGAUGUCAUCCUGAAGGUAGCUGGCAUCCUGACUGUGAAGGGCGGCACUGGAGCCAUCGUGGAGUAUCAUGGGCCUGGAGUUGACUCCAUCUCCUGCACUGGAAUGGCCACUAUCUGUAACAUGGGAGCUGAGAUUGGAGCCACUACGUCUGUUUUCCCCUAUAACCACCGCAUGCGGACGUAUUUGGAGAAAACCGGCCGCGGAGAGAUUGCCUCUUUGGCUGAUCAGUUCCAAGAUGACUUGGUCCCAGAUAAAGGCUGUGAAUACGACCAGAUCAUUGAGAUUAACCUGAGCGAGUUAAAGCCCCACAUCAACGGACCAUUCACCCCUGACCUGGCCCACCCCGUGUCUGAGAUCGGGGCCAUAGCUAAGAAGAGCGGCUGGCCCCUGGAGGUUAAAGUUGGUCUGAUUGGCAGCUGCACCAACUCGAGCUAUGAGGACAUGGGUAGAGCGGCCUCUCUGGCCAAGCAGGCUCUGGAUAAAGGUCUGAAAUGCAAAGCCCAGUUCACAGUCACCCCUGGUUCUGAACAGAUCCGCGCCACAAUUGAGAGGGACGGAUAUGCCAAAAUCCUGAGUGAUGUUGGUGGAAUCGUACUAGCCAAUGCUUGUGGACCCUGCAUAGGACAGUGGGACAGGAAGGACGUGAAAAAAGGAGAGAAGAAUACUAUCGUCACGUCCUUCAACAGGAACUUCACAGCCAGGAAUGACGCUAACCCAGCAACUCAUGCUUUUGUCACCUCCCCUGAGAUUGUCACUGCCUUGGCCCUCGCCGGGACCCUCAACUUCAACCCUGAGACUGACUACCUAACUGCUCCUAAUGGAGAGAAGUUCAAGCUGGACCCCCCCACUGGAGAUGAGCUCCCCUCCAGAGACUUCGACCCGGGCCAGGACACAUACCAGCACCCCCCAGCUGAGAGCAGCUCAGUCAAGGUGGACGUGAGCCCUUCCAGCAACCGUCUGCAGCUGCUGGAGCCCUUUGACAAGUGGCAUGGAAAAGACCUGGAAGACAUGAGGGUCCUCAUCAAGGUGAAGGGAAAGUGCACCACUGACCACAUCAGCGCUGCCGGCCCCUGGCUGAAAUUCCGCGGUCAUCUGGACAACAUCUCCAACAAUCUGCUGAUUGGUGCCGUCAACAUUGAGAACGACGCCGUCAACAAGAUCAAGAACCAGCUGACAGGAGAGUACGGAGGUGUGCCAGAUGUGGCCCGCUACUACAAGGCCAAUGGCGUGAACUGGGUGGUGGUGGGAGACGAGAACUACGGUGAAGGGUCCAGCAGAGAGCAUGCUGCCCUGGAGCCACGACACCUGGGAGGACGCGCCAUCAUUGUCAAGAGCUUUGCCAGAAUCCACGAGACUAACCUGAAGAAGCAGGGCCUGCUGCCUCUGACUUUUGCUGACUCCCGCGACUAUGACAAAAUUCGCCCUGAUGACAAGAUUUCAAUCACUGGCCUGGAAUCAUUUGCCCCCGGCAAGGGCCUGACAGCAGUGAUCAAGCACAGCGAUGGCAGCCAGGAGUCCAUCUCUCUAAACCACACCUUCAAUGAGACGCAGAUCGAGUGGUUCAAGGCUGGUUCAGCGCUCAACAGGAUGAAGGAGCUCCAGUAGUUGGUGGCAAGGAGGAAGGCGUGGGGCCAUUUAGGGGCCUUGGCGCAGGUUAAGAAGGGGAGGAAAAUGGGCCUAGAGAGGGGCUUUGCAAAGAGGGAGAGAUUAUUUGAAUGGUAGAUGGUAACCAGACUUGAUUUGGGGACAGCUGCAGUCAUGCUCAUUUAAAGGAAGAACACACACACAGACACAGAGGUCGCUGAAUGGAUGAAAUGCACGCACACACAUACACAUACAUGCACAGAUAGGAUUACUGUGAAAGCACUCCCAGUUGACAGGCAGACUUACAUGAGUACUAUUCAAACAAGCUCACAAAAGUGAAUCUUAGCAUGGAGUGUGUCUCUGUUAUACUGUAUUGUUCGCACUAGCAGCACUCCUAAGUUUAAAAUGUGUCAAGCUUGUUUAUUUAGCAUUCAGCUGACCGUUUCACACACAGAUGCUCGUCUUUUUCCACUGAACAGGGUAGUAUUUCUCAAUUUUUGUGACACAUUAGUAUCACUACUGUAUUUCUCUAAAGCAGAAGCUGUUUUGUUUCACCAAAAGUCGCUGCUGUCACUAAGUCACUCCGCCUUGCUCACCACUCCAACAGGCUUGUUGGAAACCUUAGCAUAAAAGUAUUAUUCAUAAUCAGCUACUCUAUCUAGCAGUAUACAAACCUUGUUGUUUGGAUACUUUGGAUAUACUAUAUAUGUGUGUGUGUGUGUGUGUGUGUGUGUGUGUGUGUGUGUGUGUGAGAUAUUUAAAAAGCUGGUUAAGUAGUGAUGAGUUAACAGCUUCAAAUUUUAACACCUGUAACUGUAAAAUCCACCCCAAGACCAGACAAUUCUUCUUCUGCAUCAUAGCUUCUCUUUAAUGUUGUUCCAGCCAAACAGCUCAAUAAGCUUACUGAGUUGACUGAGGUGUUCAACUCACACGAAUGUACUUUUCCCUGUAAAUCUCCAGACCUGCCACCUGAAGUACAUUUAAGGCGCCAAAUGGUGAUGAACUUCAGGGUUCUGUGCUUUCUGAUUGACUUCAGCAAGCGUUUCUCAGUUAUUGCCGUUUAGAGCCACACUGUAAACAAACUACCAGGCUCAGUUAUUUACUGUAAAGCAGCAUCAGUGAAAUCUCUUCAGCAACUACACCUGCAGCCCACCCUGCUCUCGCUCGGUGUUUUCAUGCUGCUGUUCUUUUCAUUUUCGUCAGCCAACAGGUGAAUCUCUGUGUACUCCCCGCUGUUCUUCUCAUGCUCACUUGCUCUUUCUUUGUUGUUUUCCACGAUAUAACUCAUUGUGUGAAAACUUCGCUGUGGUUGUCUUUCUCUAGGACAACAAACUAGAACACAUACUGCUGUUGUCUUAGCUUGUGCUUUGUCCUCUGUGUAUGUGUGUAUGAGACGCGUGAUUGUUUUUAUCAGAUGAACACUCAGUGUUUGCAUCUGUCUGUCCCUCUUUGCUCUUGCUGCCUCUCUUUUUGUAGACAACAGGCUGGCCCAUGCAGGCCAAACCAAAACCUGAUGUUUGGUUAAAUAGGCUGUAAUCAGGUUUGUGUUGCGAGAGGGAAAGCUGCACUGGGCAGGAUUUUGUUUAUGUACUCUGCAGGUCAAAGGUUUUAGAACACCUUCAUUUUUCAUGGUGUUAAAGUCCCAGUUUUCCAGUUAGUCCUCACUAUCAUCAUGUGAAACUGCCUCGUGUUAGCUGUAAUGGGUGAUGACAGGCUGAGAUUGUCUUUGAACUGAAUGUUUUUUCAGGUUGAGGUUUGGUCAUCCAUAGCAUGGGAAGGCCUGCGGUCUUCUUACACAAACUAACGCACAAUCUAGUGUCCAGAUGCCUGUACACUAGCACUUUGUAGAGUCGGUGUAGUUUUUAAGUGUGCUUUGUCAUGUCGUUUUUGUUUUACUCUGCAAACUGCAAAAUCUUCUUCUUCAGCUUACAUCUCUGUUGUGAGUGACUCUGUAGGACUGACAGGCAACUUGUUAUAUUCAUUACUGAUACGCAAAUCUUCAGACAGUAGAAAGAUCUCGAUCCAAGAUCAUUUUUGCAUAUAAAUCAUAGUUUUGCUAUGAUGUAUACUUACUCUGCACCACUGAAACGCUGUUAUAUAUUUUGGUGGGCUUAGGGAUAUUUGUGGCCAUUGCUGCUAUGUUUUAUGUGGGAGUACUGCUGGUCCUCUGUGUUUACUUGUGGAUUUAGAUUAAUACAGUUCCUGAGGUAAAUCCCUAUAUACUAAAAAGUCACUAAGUUUGGACCUGUGUGUAAAUGAUGUGAAAUAUAGCUGCACUUUGUAUAGGGAUGUGUAUAUAAAUAAUUAAUCAUUAUAUAGAUAUAUAUAUAAAUAUAUAUAUGAACAAACAGAAAGAGAGAGCAAGUAACAUGCUGUGUGUCUGAAUGAGAGCCGUUAGUGUCAUGAUGGAGAGUCCCCUCUGCUGUCUUUUCUAAACUGAAUCCCCUUUAAUCUGAUGGUUUCACAGACCAGUUGACACGUGGGUUGUGAGUUAAAAGAAAGCACAGAUAUUGGAUUAUAGCUGUUUGUUGCUGCUGGGCUUUGACAAUGAAAAGGGACUUUAAAGAAGGUGAAGAAGCAGCAGCCCAACUUUAAGCACAUAAAUGACUCCUUAUAGGGUUAGCUGGUCAUUAACUCAACUGCUCAACACUGAGAAUUGUCAGAAAAACUUUUAUGUCCCCAUUAAGCUCAUCUUUAUGAUGGUUAGACACUCCUAAUACUACUACCACUGCCAAAGAUGCCUAAGGAAAAUGCUAUGAAAUAACAGUUACCCAGGACCCACCCAUUUCCAUAUGGCAAGACAUUUCACCGUCUCUGUCCUGACAGCCGAGCGGUAUAACACAUGGGCUUAAAUGCCCUGAGCAGCGAUUUCCCCGGUUCAACUCCCGGACCAUUUGCGGCAUGUCAUUCCCUUAUUCUUCUCUGCACACGUCCUGUCUGUCUUCAAUGUCCCUAUCAAAUAAAGGCAUAAAAAAAAAUCAAAAAUUGAUUU
Messenger RNA from Toxotes jaculatrix (banded archerfish), 5337 nucleotides. Its product is annotated as aconitate hydratase, mitochondrial-like. Gene Ontology annotation, molecular function: 4 iron, 4 sulfur cluster binding; aconitate hydratase activity. The record is from RefSeq and is a predicted model, not a curated record. Gene Ontology annotation, biological process: tricarboxylic acid cycle. Lineage: Eukaryota; Metazoa; Chordata; Actinopteri; Toxotidae. The transcript is spliced from 18 exons. Gene Ontology annotation, cellular component: mitochondrion; cytosol. The coding region runs from base 21 to 2366 and encodes 781 amino acids.